Podarcis muralis (Common wall lizard) is the source of this 2969-nucleotide messenger RNA. It is a transcript of the gene REPIN1, whose product is annotated as replication initiator 1. Gene Ontology annotation, biological process: negative regulation of transcription by RNA polymerase II; regulation of cytokine production; regulation of immune system process. The record is from RefSeq and is a predicted model, not a curated record. Gene Ontology annotation, molecular function: DNA-binding transcription activator activity, RNA polymerase II-specific; DNA-binding transcription repressor activity, RNA polymerase II-specific; RNA polymerase II cis-regulatory region sequence-specific DNA binding. Lineage: Eukaryota; Metazoa; Chordata; Lepidosauria; Squamata; Lacertidae. Gene Ontology annotation, cellular component: nucleoplasm; nucleus.
UACACUUCCCAGCGUGCAGCGCUGGAGCGUAAAUCUUCAAAGGCUAACAAAAGAGCAGCCGGCAAACCUGACAGGCGGAGGGCAGAGGCGGAGGAAGGAGGCGAGCCGGAGCGGGGCGCGCACCGCAGCUGGCCUCUCCGCGCCCCCCCCGCCCCGCCCUCCUCCCUGACAGCUGGGGGGCUUUUGGAGGGGGAGGAAGGGGGAGAAGGCGCCCCCCCUCCCGCCCCGGCCGCUGCAAAGGAAGCUCUGGAGGAUGGCCGGAGGGAGCCUGGCUCAGGUCAAGGCGGUCCCGGCAGGCCACUUGCGUGCCACACACCUGCCGGGGUGACGGGGACCGGGCUUUGUGGCAGAGCUACGCUUUCUAUGCAGAAGGCUCCCUCCCCGAUGGCAUCGCCAGGUGCCCGUGGCCUUUGAGGACGUGGUGGUCUAUUUCUCGCGCGAGGAGUGGGCACAGCUGGCAGAAUGGCAGAAGGAGCUAUACCAAGACGUAAUGGCAGAGAAUUACGAGCUGGUCUCCUCACUGGAAUGCCUGCUCUCUAUCCCUGAAUUGCUCUCCCGGCUGGCGCGGGGAGAGGCGCCCCACCCUGCUGCAGACCCCCCACCCUCUGCGGGAAACGCCGACUCCCCAGCUGACGUGAUCGAGACGCAGCCCCAAAAGGCGCCGGACACCCCAGUGGCCUCCAAGGGACCCGCUCCAGACUCGGCAAAGACCCCCCGCCCUCGGGCCGCCAAGAAGGGCCCCAAGAGAGGGGCGUCGCAGGCCACGCGGGGGCCCUCGGAGGCUGGCCGGGACCCUGCAGACCAGUCGAAGACCCCCAAGAGGGAGAAGCCUUUCAAGUGCCCCAAGUGCCAGCGCCGUUUCCUGGGCCGCCUGGCGCUGACCGCACACCGGCGCCUGCACGUCCGCAAGUGGCCCCGGCCGGGCCCCCAGAGCGCGGGAAGGGCCCCCCAGGCGCCGGAGCUCGCCGUGCCCCAGGAAGGCCAGCCGGGUGCCAGCCCCAGCCCUUUCCCCUGCAGCCAGGGCGAGGGCACCCUGCCCUUCUGGCCGGAGAUGGCUCUGCACCAGCAGUCUCCUCUGACGCAUGGCUUCAACCCCUGGUCGCUGGGCUACGGUCCCCAGCCCUUGCCUGGCCACCAGGCGCCCGGCCUGCCCAGCAACGGGGAGUUCAUCUGCGACCAGUGUGGCUGGAGCUUCCACGGCUGGGAGGAGCUGGUGACGCACCAGAUGGCGCACAUGGCGGCCGAGGGCAUCGCCGGCUCCGUGCCCAAAGCGGGAGCCCUGGCGCAGCUGUCGGGCGACCGCCCUUACGCCUGUGCCCAGUGCGGCAAGAGCUUCCGCCACAAGCCUAACCUGCUGGCGCAUCGGCAGGUGCACACGGGCGAGCGCCGCUACCAGUGCCAGGAGUGCGGCAAGUCCUUCGGCAGCAAGGCCUACCUGGCGUCGCACCAGCACAUCCACACCGGCGAGAAGCCCUACGUGUGCGCCCAGUGCGGCAAGAGCUUCCGCCACAAGCCCAACCUCAUCUCCCACCAGAAGAUCCACACCAGGGAGCCCCUGCCGCCCAGCCACCCGCUGGACGCCUUCGAGGGAGACGCCUUCCAGAACCCACGCACCGCGGCAGAUGCCCUCGGGCUGGACGCCUUCCGCCGGCCCUUGCCGCUGCCGCCAGUGCCACCGGUGCCAACCGAUGCCCGCCUGGCCUGCGCGCAGGGCGACACCCCUCUGCCGCCACUACCCGGCGUGCUGCCGCCCCCUCCCGCAGCAAUGGCCGAGCGCCCCUUUGUGUGCCCCGUCUGCGCCAAGCAGUUCCGCUGCAAGCCCUACCUGGUGGCGCACAUCCGCAUCCACACGGGCGAGAAGCCCUACGCCUGCAGCCGCUGCCCCAAGCGCUUCUCGCAGAAGUCCAACCUGGUGUCUCACGAGCGCCUGCACACGGGGGAGAAGCCCUACGCCUGCCCGCUCUGCCCCAGGGUCUUCAGCCAGGGCUCCAACAUGCGCGCCCACCAGAGGAGCCACAGGAACGUGGCCGCCCCGGGAGAGACGGGCGUCAGCCUCCGACAGGGGUAUGUGGUGAGGCAGAUCCAGCCGCCCCCACCGCCUCCGCCAAACUAGGCCUCUGGGGCCUGCUCCUCCAUAGCUGGGCUGGCCGCUGCCUCUUGGCCCUCCGCCCUCCCUGCCUGCCCGGGAAUCGUUCCUGCAUUGCAGCGGGGUUGGGCUGGAUGACCUCCGGGGUGUCCCAACACUCCAGAUCUACGACACAACCACGUUUUCCUGCGGCCGCGUGAACUGGGCAAAGGCUGUGGUGCCCUUCCGUCCCUUGGUGAGUCUGCAGAUUUCCCACCAGAAAGAGGUCCUCUCCUCUCGCUGCCCCCACCCUGCCUUAACUUCGGAAUUUCGCUUUGGCAAACUUUGCCCCGUCCUGAGAAAUGAAACAAGGCAGGAAGGACCCCAGACUUUCUUUUCUGGAAGGAGAGUCGCCAUGGGUCUGGCCUCCUGGGAGUAUUUUCCUGCUGUCCUGGAGAGGCUGCUGAGGACGUGUUUGGCGACUCCGUCUUCUUUCUGACGGAGAAGGGAGCACGUGGCUUAAAAGGGAGCAGGGGUCCCCAGGUGGGGCGCAGGAUUUGCAGCCUCAGUCCCCGAUAUCUCCACUGAAAUGGAUCUGACUCUGGGGAGGGGGCGGCUCUCGGCUCUGGUCCUGUGGGCUGAGUUCGAAUUGGGGGGCUUCCUUUGCUCGGUGUCUCCAGCAGCGGCAGCAAGCCGACUGAGAUCGAGAGCGGAAGACUUGGGAACGUUAGAAGAUAAGAGAAGCCUACUGGAUCAGGCCAACUUCCCAUCUAGCACAGCAUCCCCUUCUCACAGCGGCUGACCAGAGCAAGCAGGUCCAGAGGGCAGCAACUCCCUCCAAUUGUUGUCCCCCAUUACAGUGGUACCUCGGGUUACAGACGCUUCAGGUUACAGACUCCGCUAA